Messenger RNA from Venturia canescens, 1398 nucleotides. RefSeq names its product HMG box-containing protein 4-like. The transcript has 5 exons. Bases 86 to 1255 code for a protein of 389 amino acids. The record is from RefSeq and is a predicted model, not a curated record. NCBI's taxonomy places the organism in Eukaryota, Metazoa, Arthropoda, Insecta, Hymenoptera, Ichneumonidae.
CCGGCGAUCCGACUGACCGGCGAAAGUGCUCGACAUAUUCCGAAAAAAAACGGGCAAAAAGUUUUCGAAGAGAUUAUAUACUACGAUGGACUCAUGUGCAUCCCCGAAAUACCAAAGAACCGAUGAUUUAGAAGUAACAGGGAUAUCGCGUAGCGGUAGACUUAGAAAGAAAUCGUCAAAGCUUACAGGCUUUGGAUCUUUGGAAGAUGAGUCUGACAAGAAAAAGAAACAAAGAGCUCACCAUGCCCAGUCCAUCCUAAAAUAUACACCAAUGAACAAAAAGAAAUGUGUUUCUGAUAAUGUCAAGACUGAAGCGGAGACCGAAUCAUCUUCCGCAGAAAGCCAAUCAUCUGAUUUAGGUUCCGAGGACGGUGCUGGUCCCGACAAAGAAGAUAGUUCAAUCACUUCAUCCGCGAGUGAAAAUGGCAAUGACCAAACUGUGGAAAGCGAUAGAAAGCACAUUGGGUUUGUUAAUUUGCAAUCUGCUGCCGAAGAAAUUCCCACUCAAGCAAAUAGUCUUUACAUGCAGGAGAAAAAUAAAAAAAAAAUUGUUUUGAAAGGGGGUAAAAUAGUGAGCGGUGUAAAGUUGCAACGCAAAGAUAAAGGAAAAGCAAGAUUUACUGCGUACAUGUUGUGGGCCAAAGAUAUUAGGCAAAAAUUGGUAGCACAGUAUCCUGACAUGGAUUUUGCUACAAUAUCAAAACGAUUGGGAGAACUCUGGGCGACGGUGUCAAACUUAGAGAAGUGCAAUUGGCGAAGGAGGGCAAAACGUUUAAUUUUCAACACAAGUUCGAAUAUUACAGCUCCGAAUGAAUCUGCCUGGAAGAUGCCAGCUCCGGUUACCAGUAAUAAGUUUAUCAAUCAAAUUCAUUCCAAAGAAAAAAAGGCUUCUGUUGAGAAAAAAUUGAUACAACAGGAUGCAAGAAGUUCUGAGAAAAAUUCAAGUCGCUCAAAUCUAAAGGACAAAUCCAUUAUGAUUGAAGAGCAAUUGAGAGCGGUUGGUACAGAUCCCAUUGAUGUUGCUGCUCACUUGACGCUGCUCGGUGAGAGUCUCACUCUUAUUGGAGGACUAUUAGCUGAACAUAAUGGCAAAAUUGCCAUUUCCGGAAGUCUCUCAGUUCUUCUUGAUUCUCUCUUGUGCGUUCUGGGACCAUUGCUCUGUCUGACACAGCAAGUACCCGAGACGAACGGUGCCGAUCCGGAAACACUCGCGAAAAUGCUUGAUAAUCUUGCUUACAUAAUGCCGGGUCUCUGAACGAUGCGUCAGAGUCAAAACUUGAGCACCUUGUUCCGUACAAUUAAAGUUAAUUGUUGAGUCAUGCAUGUCUCAUAAAAAUACGUAAUUAUCAGUACAGUUUUUACAUAUAUGUUCGUAUACAAAAAAAUAAUGAAAUAAUG